GUGGUAAUGAUAACUUCCUUUUAAAGAAAAGUUGGAUAACAAAUUAAAAGUUAGAUAGAAAAUAAAUUUUGAUUUAAAUAGAAUGAAUGAAUGAAAUAGGGUUUUCUGCUCCAACCGGGCUAAUGAAGACGGGGGAUGAUUUACAAAGGCAACUACCUGGUAUUAUGCUGUCUUAAAUUCUAUGGUUUCUUGUACAAGAUAUGGGGUUUAACGUCCUACUGUUUUGAACCUACUAAAAAAGCUAAUGAAGAUGAGUCUGGACAGCGGCACUACAACAUGCACGUUAAUGUGAACACAGGACCUCAGUUUUCCAUCCCAUCCGAAUGACUAUACUUUGUCCCUAUAAUGAAAUUUCUCUUUCAACACAGGAAUCGAACAGUGGGUCUCCAGGUUAGCAAGUCAACCUUACUGAGCCAUGGCUCCCCUGGCCCUGUGGUUUUGUUCAGUACUAUAAAAAAUCGAUUAUUAUUUUAUUUAUUUGGUUUUGACAUGAUUUAAUUAUGAUGUCUGGCCAAAUUUAGCCAACCUUAACCUUGGUCCAUAAUACUAAUAGUAAUAGACAUAAUAAUAGUGCAUUGAAAUACGGGUAGGGACAAGUAAUCUAAUGUGUCAUGCGGAGAUAACUUUAUCCAAGGAACAUGUGAAAACCAACUUGAGAAAACAAGCUGUCAUCCCUAACAUUCAAAAUAGAUUAUUCCAACUGACUCAAGAUAUAUUCGUAAUAUUAUUUCACUAUUUGCUAAGCAUGUCAUUUACAAAUACAUCUUGUAAAACAACGUGGAAACUUUAACAGAAGUAACAAAUCAAUUAAUGAAUGAAGUAAAAAAGGUUUAUAGAGAACAUGGGAAAUUAACCGAUGAAAUAUUAUCAGCACUACAGUUUGUUUAUCAAACACCACUUCUACCAGCUCUAGAAUUAAUAGAUAAUGAAUCAGUAACAUUGAUAACUUCAAGUAAUGGAAGGCAGGUAUAUCAGGUUGUCGGUAGUGCUGGUACCAGAUAUUAUACAUGUUUUACAUCUAGUAAAUAUUGUUCUUGUCCAGCGUACAGAUUCUCAGUACUGAAAAAAGAAGAUUAUAUAAUGUGUAAACACGUAUUAGCAAUAGAAUUAUGUAAAGCCAUGGAUUUAUUGAAGACAAAUGAGAUUAGUGAUAAAGAGUUAUCUACUAUUAUACAAGAACUGGAAUGAAUUUUUUUGUUUGAUUUUUUUUUUUGUUGAAAUUAUGUUGAUCAUUAAAGUUUUAUAUUUUCUUA
Patella vulgata (common limpet) is the source of this 1253-nucleotide messenger RNA. Its product is annotated as zinc finger SWIM domain-containing protein 7. Gene Ontology annotation, cellular component: Shu complex. Gene Ontology annotation, biological process: double-strand break repair via homologous recombination. Gene Ontology annotation, molecular function: zinc ion binding. The record is from RefSeq and is a predicted model, not a curated record. Lineage: Eukaryota; Metazoa; Mollusca; Gastropoda; Patellidae. The coding region runs from base 811 to 1188 and encodes 125 amino acids. The transcript is spliced from 7 exons.